Sinocyclocheilus rhinocerous is the source of this 5202-nucleotide messenger RNA. RefSeq names its product thrombospondin type-1 domain-containing protein 7B-like. The coding region runs from base 1 to 4746 and encodes 1581 amino acids. The record is from RefSeq and is a predicted model, not a curated record. The transcript has 27 exons. NCBI's taxonomy places the organism in Eukaryota, Metazoa, Chordata, Actinopteri, Cypriniformes, Cyprinidae. Gene Ontology annotation, biological process: actin cytoskeleton organization. Gene Ontology annotation, cellular component: plasma membrane.
AUGGCAACUGUAGAUAAACACGUUGGUGUGAAGCUUUAUCUGGAAGACAUUUCUUCUGCUGCUCAAUUUGCAGGUCAGUGGGGCAGGUGCAUAGGAGAAGAAUGUGGAACUGGCGGGGUUCAAUCCAGGACGGUGUGGUGCAUCCACUCAGAAGGAUGGACCACACACCACUCCAACUGCCGGCACUCAGACAAACCAGAGAGCCAGAGGCCUUGCUUUAAAGUAUGUGAGUGGCACCAGGACCUCUUUGAAUGGGAGGUUUCAGAAUGGGGGCCAUGCGUUCUAGCUCCAUUCCAGUCCAACGAGCUCAAACCGAGGACAACAGAGUGCGUCACGGCCCAGCACGGCAUCCAGAGACGGAAGGUCCAUUGCGUGCGCACCUCAAACCGCACGAUGGUUACGGAGAGGAUAUGCGAGUUCUUUUCCCCACGGCCGGCGCUCGAACAGGCCUGCCUGAUCCCCUGCCCUCACGACUGCAUCGUAUCCGAUUUCUUCUCCUGGUCCGGCUGCAGUCGAACAUGCGGCAUGGGUCUCCAGCAUCGGACCCGACACGUUCUAGCGGCGCCGAUGUACGGAGGAGCUAAUUGCCCCAAUCUCACCCAAACAAGGACUUGUGCAAACCUUCUGCCCUGUCCGGUUGGGGAAAGCGAGCAUCACUACAGUCUUAAAGUCGGCCCCUGGAGCGAGUGCAGGCAGCCGCAACACAAGGGGCUCUGGAUGAGCGGAAGGACCAUGCUGGACUUCACCACGGGAGAUACGGAAAGGAACACCGUGAAACGACAUAUCCAGAGCUCCCAGCAACACCAUCACCACCUCCACCACCACCACGGCCUCAAGGGCUUGGAUGUGGAGAUCGGCUACCAGACGCGCCAAGUUCGUUGUGUGCGCAGCGACGGCAAGAACGCCAUGCUGAGUCUUUGUACCCUUGACAACGGUCCUGGAACAUUCCAGUCGUGCAUUAUGCCCAGAGACUGUGAGACCUCUGAUUGGUCCGUUUGGAGUCCAUGUUCAAAGACAUGUAGGGCAUCAGAUAUGUCGCCUGGUUUUCGGGUCAGGACUCGAAGCAUAACGCAGACUCCUAUUGGACUAGGCAAAGAAUGCGCCACUUUUGAAGAAAAGAAAGCCUGCAACAUCAUCGGAGAUUUACUUCCGAACUGCCCUAGGUAUGUGUGGAAGAGCACAGAUUGGGGGGACUGUCAAGCGGCCCCUCUUCUCAGCCAGCAGGACAGAAGGCUUAACAAUGUAAGCGUUCUCUGCGGUGGAGGGAUUCAGACCAGGCAGCUGAACUGCGUCCAGGUCCCUGACAACUCCACCCCUCAUCACAGAAAAGAGGUUUCUAGGCCGGUAAGUGGGCAUCUGUGUGUAGGAGAAUUGCCUUCUGCGGUGCAGCCCUGCUCCAUACUAUGCCCACAGCUAUGCCUGCUCUCGUCCUGGUCCUCCUGGGGGGCCUGUCUCCACGACAACUGCAUGGAAACACAUGGACGAAAAGGCUGCAGGCAGAGGAGGAGAGAGGUGCUGGAGGAAGGAUCAGGAACAGAAAGCUGUGCUCAUCUCCUGGAGUCAAUGCCCUGUGAGGAUCCAGUAUGCUUCCUGUGGCAGGUGCAGUUUGAGGGCGCUUGUGUGCCCAGCGAAGGGAACUGUGGAAAUGGAAGCAGGACUCAAACUGUGGCUUGCAUCAACUCAAAAGGGCAGCUUGUUCCUGAGGAGCUCUGUGAAGAUGAGCCGCCCCCUAAAGAGGUGUCCUGCGUGAUGGCGUGUUCAGGUGACUGUGUGCUCAGCUCAUGGUCUGAUUGGUCCUCCUGCUCCCACAGCUGCUCCAGUAAAAACUCAGAGGGCAGACAAAGCCACACACGGACCAUAUUAGGCUUGCCAGGAGAAGCUAAGGCAUGUCCAGCUGCUACUGCUCUGGAGGAGUGGAGAACUUGUAAUGAUCAUCCAUGCAUCACGUUCUACUGGGAAGCUUCGCCAUGGGGACCAUGCAUUGAGGACUCCUCCAUGAAUCUAAAUGGCACCGGCUACUGGAACGGAACGGCCACCUGUGCAGUCGGUGUGCAGAUUCGUAAAGUGGUCUGCAUGAAAAUGGGCGUCGGGCCAGUUAUUCCCAAAAGGUGUCCAGAAUCUGCCCGACCAGACACCAUUCAGCCCUGUUUACUGCCCUGUAAGAAAGAUUGCAUUGUGACUCCUUUCAGUGAAUGGACAGCCUGCCCUACCACAUGCCUGCCAGUGAACAGCAGCAUGCCCUCGCAGUCACGAUAUAGGAUCAUCAUCCAGCGGGCGGCCAAUGGGGGUCAAGAGUGUCCAGAUACUUUAUAUGAGGAGAGAGAAUGUGAGGCUCUUCUGGUUUGUCCUAUUUACAGAUGGAAGACACACAGAUGGCAUCCAUGUACUCUGGUCCCAGAUUCUGUUCAGCAGGGAAUGACGGGAGCCAGUGAAUCGUGUGGUAAAGGAUUAGAGAUGCGAGGAGUGAGUUGUGUGGACGAGUAUGAUGAGAUGGCAGCUGUGUCAGAGUGUCUCCGGUGGGCCGGGCCGAUGCCGUCACGCUUCAGGAGCUGCUGGGUGCCAUGCAGGGAUGACUGCACCUUCAGUUCCUGGUCUAAAUUCUCUGAAUGCUCUGGCUGUGGAAGCCGACGUACCCGCAAACGCACACUAACAGGUUGGAGCCGGAAACAAGACCGCUGUCAGCGGGAAGACUUGUACCCUCUGGUGGAGUCCGAGCCCUGUCCGUGUGAGGAGUUUGUUUCUCAGCCAUAUGGUAAUUGGACGUCUUGUAUCCUAUCGGAGACCCCAGCACAAGGAUCCCUCCAGGGAUGGAGGGGUCAGCAAGAGGCGCGUGACUGCGGUCAGGGAUUGCGUUAUCGUGCUGUGGUCUGUCUGGACCACGAAGCCCACCUGGUUAGCCCAGACCGCUGCAGUGAAUCAGGUCUGGUGGAGGAGGUCUGCCACAUACCCUGCCCUCUGGACUGCAAGCUGAGCGACUGGUCGCCGUGGUCGGCCUGCAGCGCCUCCUGUGGUAGCGGGCUGAAAAUCAGGUCCAAAUGGCUACGGGAGAAGUCAUUCAACGGCGGGCGGCCAUGCCCCAAACUAGACCUGAAGAAUCAGGUGUAUGAGGCUGUGCCCUGUCGAAGUGAGUGCGGUCAGUACGAGUGGGUAACAGACCCCUGGUCAGUCUGCACCAUCAACACAGUGGACGAGCUGCCAGCCUGUGGUGAGGGUGUCCAAAGCCGCAAGAUUCGGUGUGUGAGGCAUGGCAGUGAGGAUCUGGUUAGCAGUGUGAAUGAGACCCUGUGCGACCAGGAAGAAAUCCCUCUCCAAGCUCAGACCUGCGUCCUGCCAUGCCCUAAUGACUGUGUGAUGUCCCAGUGGAGUCAAUGGAGCACCUGUUCAAUACCAUGUAAUGAAAGCACAGUGAGGAUGAGGACGAGACACAUGCUGCGCCCCCCAGUGGCCGACAGAGUGUGUCCAGACAGCACCCAGACAGAGCCCUGCAGCCUCAACAGCACCUGCUUCAAUUAUCACUACAAUGUCUCCAGCUGGAGCACCUGUCAGCUGAGCGAACAUGCCAUCUGCGGCCAGGGCAUGAGGACACGACUCUUAGAUUGCAUCCGCAGCGAUGGCAAAGUUGUGGAUUUAAGCGUGUGUGAGGAGCUGGGCCUGCCUCAACCGUGGAGACUGGCGAUGAACUGUGUGGUGGACUGUCCCUUUAACUGCAUCCUGUCUGACUGGGCACCCUGCAUGCUUCAGCAAGGUCAUGAGGAGGGACGCCCGUGCGCCUCUCAGCUUUCCCAGACCAAACCCUGUCCCAUCAGCCCCUGCUACACGUGGCUUCUGAGCGAUUGGUCUCCCUGCACAGUGGAGGGGGCAGAAUGUGGAGAGGGCAAGAGGGAGAGGAACCUGACGUGUGUGGUGCACUGGUCAGACUGGCCGGACAACUCCUUCCCUUCGAAAACGGUAGAGGACGAGAAAUGUGGAGACCGAGUGAGAAAGGAAAGCGAGCAGGAACUGCAGCAGCCGUGUUUCGUCCCCUGUCCAGGAGACUGUCACCUUACAGAGUGGUCGCAGUGGAGUUCCUGUCAGCUGACGUGUCUGGAAGGACGUAGUUUUGAGACGGUGGGCCGUCAGGCACGCUCACAGGCUGUGGUCAUACAAGUGCUGGAGAAUCAGGACAGCUGCCCUCACCAAGUCUUUGAGACACGUCCAUGUAAAGGAGGGAAAUGUCACAGUUACGAGUGGAGGACCAGUGCCUGGAAUGACAACGAAAGAUCAGUGUGGUGCCAGCGGUCUGAUGGGGUCAAUGUGACAGGGGGCUGCUUUCCACAGAACCGGCCAACCACUGUGCGGCACUGUCACCCUCCCUGCACCAAACCCUUCUCCCACUGCAAGCAGAGUGGCGUGUGUGGCUGUGAGAAGGGCUACACUGAAGUGAUGACCACACAUGGAUUCCUGGAUUAUUGCACCAAGACCCCAGGAGCUGACAACAAGAAGGCAGAUGUGAAGACCAGCUCGGGAAGAUUAAAACCAGGCACCACUCAGAUCCAGGACUUCUUCGGCGAGUGGUCCCUGCAGCCACUCGGCCCAGAUGGAAGAAUAAAGCUGUGGGUCUAUGGGUUAACAGCUGGAGGAUUCAUUCUCAUAUUAUUCAUAAUUACUGUGGCCUUUCUGUUUUGCAAACCAUCCAAACAGAGUAAAAGUGCAUCUCCACCACAGAAGCCCCUGGCUCUGGCCUAUGACGGGGAUGUGGACAUGUGAUCAAGCUCUCUGUGACUGUACAUUCAAAGCACAAGCUGGACUACGUGCAACAUUUUAAUAUGUUCAUUUCUCCAAGGCACCCUUUGGAUUUUGGGAAAAAGAAAAAAAAGACACAGACAUCGAAGAACAUUUCGAUCUUGAAGUCUGAAGCGUACACAAAACGUUGUGUGCAAGACAGCAAGGUAAACGGUUGUGGAUCAGUGGUCGUAGUCGUGAAAAUUGUGACAUUUAAAGAGGGUACAAGACACAGCUGACAUUCCAUGGACCAGAUGGAGGACUUCGACAUUUUCUUGCCGUGAUUUUUCUUACAUCAGAAAAAAAAUAGAAAACAAAAACAAAUUAAAGUUGUGCUGAAUCUAUUGUAUCAGUCGCAUAAAAAGCCAGUUCACCCAAAAAUGAAAAGUGUUUCAUCAUUUACUCACCCUCAAACCUGUAUGACUGGAUCACGACCGGACA